AUGUCGAUGUAUAGGUUCGUCAAAGAAGGCAGCAGCAAGCGCCUGUUUGUCCAAGGCACUCUUGAAAGCGAUGAUUCUAAACCUUUAAAGUCGAGCUUGAAGAAAUCAUCACCGUCUCCCGUAGGAUCACCAAUCACAACGAGUCUUAAUCUCGCUUCAGUACCUAGAAGUUUACGGGAAGGUUUGACAAGACAUGAAACGGUGUACGAUGGUAACUAUCCAGGAAUGGAAAGGUCAUCGAGCUAUCGUUCGGACUCGUACAGGGAAGAUAAUUACAAUGGUAGAAUCGUCCAUGACGGAAAUCAGACUCAUUUCGAGUACGACGCGGGAGAAAGUGCUUUAGCUGUGCCGUUGUCGGCCGGCGGAAGAGGUAUAUCGGAGCUACAGGCGAUUCACACGAACAAACGCAUGUCGACCGAGGUCCUUGGCUCUUCUUUGGAGUCGACAAAGAUCUCGAAGAAAGAUGAUAGCGGCCAAAGGCGAAUAACGACAAGAAUAGUCAGGAAGGUGACCACAUUGACCCGCGGCGAGGAGAAAGCUUCUGCUGAAGACCUAGCUAGAAGAGGAAGAGAAGUGCACAGAUCGUCAGAACAUUACAGACAUGUGGAGAUGGAAAGACAUCCUAGAAAAGUAAAGAUUUCGGAUAUCGUAGUGGGCCAAGAAGCGAACGUUACCGCGCGAGAGGCGCUCCUGAGCUGGGCGCGUCGCUCCACCGCAAAAUACCCCGGCGUGAGGGUCUCCGACUUCACGUCUUCCUGGCGCGAUGGACUGGCCUUCAACGCGCUCAUACACAGGAACCGCCCUGAUCUGAUAGACUGGCGUAAUAUCAGAUCAAGGCAGGUUCGCGAGCGCUUGGAGACAGCUUUCCACGUGGUGGAGAAGGAGUACGGCGUUACCAGAUUAUUAGACCCCGAAGACGUAGACACCCACGAGCCGGACGAGAAAUCCCUCAUAACGUACAUCUCGUCUCUGUAUGAGACGUUCCCCGAACCACCAGCGGUGCACCCGCUCUUCGACGCGGAGUCGCAGCGACGCGCCGCCGCUUACACCGAGCAGGCCGCGCAACAUCGCGCCUGGCUGCACGAGAAAUGCUCUCUCAUGCAGGACCGUGCUUUCCCGUCAACUUUGAUCGAGAUGAAGAAGCUGCUCAGCGAGAGCACGCGCUUCCGCAACGAGGAGGUGCCGCUGCGUCAGCGGGAGAAGCAAAAGCUCUUCCACCAGUACCGCGAACUGGAGAAAUACUUCGAAUCUGUUGGCGAAUGCGAAGUGGAGCCUACCCUGCGGCCUGAAGCGCUAGAGCAGGCAUGGGCACGCCUGCUGAUGGCGCAGCAGGAGCGUGAGCGCGACCUCUCGGACGAGAUCCGCCGCCUCGAGCGCCUGCAGCGCUUGGCCGAGAAGCUGCACAGGGAUAUAAAACAAACCGAAACCGGCUUAGACAACGUAGAACGUCACAUCGAGAGCGAGAUACGUCGCGUUGAACGCGGCGUUCAUCCAGCGGAAGCGAAGCAGGCCGCCGAACAAAUCGAACAGGAGUUGCGGACCAUGGAGCACACCAUACAGGAUAUGUUCCAGGACUGCCAAGCACUCAGGGAAGGACGUUAUCCACAGGCUACGGAAUUGCAUCGACGGGUGCAGCAGGUGCACGAGCGUUGGGUCGCGGCGCGGCAGGCGUUCACCGGGCGGCUGGUGGCGCGGCUGGGCUCGGUGCGGCUGCCCGUACAGCAGACCACGGUGCGCCGCGAGACGCGCACCGUGCUGGAGACGCGCGUGCUGGAUGCUGACCCCAGCUUCCACGCGCUGCACGCCGCCGCCACCUGGUGCCGCGACAGGCUGAAAAAACUUCACGAAUCAGAAUACGGAUCAGACCUGCCCACCGUACAACAUGAGUUGGACAAACAUCAGAGGGAGCACAAACAAAUCGACCAAUUCCACUCUAAGGUGGAGCAAUGUGUGCACAACAGAUCAAACUUUAGCGGCGAAGAACUUAACUUAUACAACCAGCAUUUAAGUCAACUACAGAAAUUGUAUGCGGAGCUGCUAUCAACAAGUACAAAACGUAUGUCAGAUUUGGACGCCUUACAAGACUUCUUGCAGUCGGCCACUGCAGAAUUGAAUUGGCUUAACGAAAAAGAACAAGUGGAACUAUCCCGCGAUUGGGCCGAUCCCCACAUCAAUCUUCCGGCCGUUCAACAUUACUAUGAACAACUGAUGUCUUCAUUGGAGAAGAGAGAGUUACAGUUCAGUAAUGUGAUAGACCGGGGAGAAGCUCUCAUCGCGCAACAUCACCCUGCUACUAAAACUAUUGAAGCCCAUCUUCAGGUGAUGCAAUCUCAAUGGGCUUGGGUGCUUCAGCUGACUUUAUGUCUAGAAACACAUUUGAAGCACACUACUCAGUACCACAACUUCUUCGAAGAGGUGAAGGAAGCAGAGAAAUGGAUACAAAAGCGCGAGGAGGCGUUGAACUCGACGUUCUCGCAGUCGGAAUUCACGCUGGACCAGGGCGAACGACUGCUGAAGGGCAUGCAGGAGCUGCGCGAGGAGCUGAACGCGCACGGCGCGCUCGUGGCACGCGUCGCGCAGGACGCGCAGCUCGUGCGCCCCGUCAAGCUGCGCCGCGCGCCCGUCACACGCCCUCUGCGUGCAGAAACGGUCUGCGCCUACAAGCACGCCAACGUGGCGAUAGAGAAGGGAUCGUCAGUGAGUGUGGUGGACAACUCGGGGCGCGUGCGAUGGCGCGUGCGCGUGGGCGGUGCUGGCACGGAGGCGGUGCUGCCGGCCGCCGUGCUGGCGCUGCCGCCGCCUUGUGCUGACGCGCUGCACGCAGCCGACGCGCUGCGCAGCGCGUACGACCGCGUGAUCCAACUAUGGCAGAGGAAGCAACUUCGUAUGCGACAAAAUAUGAUCUUCGCUACCAUCAAGGUGGUUAAAGGAUGGGACUUCCCACAAUUCGUAGCAAUGGGCGCGGAACAGCGGCAGGCGAUCCGUCGCGCAUUGAACGAGGACGCCGAGAAACUGUUGGGAGAAGGAGAUGCGGCCGACCCGCAGUUGCGACGUCUGCGACGUGAAAUAGAGGACGUGAACCGACUAUUCGACGAAUUUGAACGACGCGCUCGAGCUGAGGAGGAAUCCAAGAAUGCAGCGCGUAUCUUCACAGAGCAAUCAUCCAGCCUGCUGGAAAGGCUGGAGGUGCUUGAGAGACAGCUACAUGAACGUAUCGCGAGCCACAUCCCUCGCGACCUGGAUUCACUGGAACACCUGGUGCUGCAGCACAAGGAUUGGGAGAGCAGCUUACACACGCUCUCCGGGGAUGUGGAGGAGGUUCAGAACACCUUUAGAGGCAUCGCCCUCAAGACCCCGGCUAUGAAGAAGAGCCUGGAUAAGGUCAUGGGCAAAUGGAACGACAUGCAAUCAAAGAGCCAACUGUUCGUCGAGAGGCUGAAGUUUGUCGAGAUCGUUGUGAACAGUAUGGAGGAGAACAAUCAGACGAUAUCCGAGUUCGAGAUGAAACUCGCCCAAUUCCACGAAUUGCCCAACGAUGUGGAAUUGCUGAAAGACAUGCACGAAGACCUGCUACGUAUGCAAGUGGCGGUCAGCAAGCAACAAGUCCAGAUCGAUCAGAUGAACGACGACGCUGAGAACUGCAGGCGUCUGGUGGAGAGCUCGAGGGCUGGGUUGCCACACAGCUCACUGCCCAGGGCUGGGAAACACGUAGACCUAGAAAGGCUGGAUAAAGAAGUGUCACAGCUGAACAAUAGGUGGAAUAGUGUGUGCAGUCAGCUGGCCGAAAGGUUGCGGAGCCUCGAAGCGGCGUACCAGAUGCUCCGCAACUACAGCACGGGUCUGCAGCAGGAGGUGGACUGGGUGGACGGCACCUACAGCCGCCUGCAGCAGCAGCCGCGGGCCGCCAAAGAACACCUGGAGCCCACCCGCACUCUACUUACAAGUGUCGUAGAGAGGACACCAAAGAUAGAGAAGGUUAAUGUAGACGGCGGGAGGUUUAUACGUGAGGCUAAGAUCCACGCGUCGAGGUGUCAGCGUUACGCGGAGUGGCUGUGUGAGGAGAUCCACCCGUCGCUGGACACGCGGCAGCUGCGGCGCCAGGCGGACGCGCAGCUGGCGGAACGGCUGCGGCGCCGCGGCCGGAACAUCUCGCCGGAACAUGUUCCGUGCGGUGCGGACUGCGUGGCCCGCGAGCUGGACGAGCUUAACGCCAAGCACCAGCGCUUGCUGGAUAUGCUGUAUGAGCGCCUGAGGAGGAUAGCGGCCGCGAAUCCCGCCGAUAUCGUUACUUUGCGGCUGGUGGAGGCGAUGGCACCUCGAUCGGCAAGAACUUUCCGCCAAGAAUUCAAUAUGCAGGACGUUGCGACUACUGAGCAUACAUACACUACCUACACUUCAGAGAAAUAUAUGAGGACUUCACAUUCAACGGAACUAGACGGUCAAGUACCAAAAUCAAUGGCCAAUGGAAAAAUUAGCUCGCCUUCUUACGCUACUAAAACAAUUAUCACAGAAGAAGACAGACCUGAUGUGAGAAAGCUCAAACGAGUACAUAAAAUGUACGAAGGACCAAAUAUAAUAGAGUCACGAGGUAUAAUUCACCCGGAAACAAGAGAAAUUUUAACAGUUGGUCAAGCAAUAAGUAUGAGAAUACUUGACGUUCGAACGGGAAGACUUCUAUCCUCUCCCGAGACGAAGCAAACUAUGACAAUAGAACAGGCAGCAAAAGAAGGUCUAAUCGAUCCAAAACUUGCUGCAAGGUUAACAGGACCAUGUGGAAUGACGGAAGAUGGUAACGAAGUAACGCUUUUAGAAGCAAUUCAAAGAGAGCUUUAUGAUGCUGAACAAGGAUUGUCAGAUCCAGCAGAAAAAAGAAUAAAGGUAACUGUCGAAGGCGAGAAAUUCAGCACACAAGGAAUGAGUAUUUCAGACGCAUUAAAUCGUGGUCAGGUCGACCUACAAAGAGGUCUCUAUAGGCUUCCGAACGGCAGCCAUAUCACUAUUGCUGAAGCUUAUCAACGAGGUUAUCUAAUUUACAAAGAAAUAAUCAAAAUAAAAUCAAGCGCUUUGUCACUUUCCGAUGCUAUUAGUCAGGAUCUAGUAGACAAUAAUGGUUGGAUAUUGGACAGAAAUUCGGGCGACAGAUUCCAAUUAGAUGUUGCAAUUAAAAAUGAACUAAUCAAUACCGACUUAAGAGAAGUCGUUGAUCCUAAAAACGACACCAAAAUAACACUUGCUGAAGCAAUAGAUAGAAAUAUUAUAAAUACAAAGCUCUCUAAGUAUACACAUAAUAUUACUAAAGAAAAACUAAGCUUCAAAGAUGCAGCGAGUAAACGUUAUAUUAGUAAACCCAUGACCCUAAAAGAUAUUUGUGAUAAUAAUUUAAUGACGAAUGAUGGCAAGAUCCUUUCACCAACUAAGAAAAUACCCCUCAAUAUUUUAGAAGCCAUUUCAACAGGUGUUCUUGACAGCGAUAAUGUAAAGUGUAUUACUGAUACUACUACUGGUCAGCUAUUAACUUUGUCUGAAGCUUUAGGAGCUCGUAUUAUAUUACCUGAUAACAAAUUCCGUGACAAUUUAACGGGUGAACUUUGCACAAUACCUGAAGCAGUCGAUCGCGGCUUAAUCACAUCCGUUUCUCAAAGAUCCAUCUUCGACAUUGAUGGAUUUAAAGAUCCCAAAACCGGUGAAUUUGUUUCUUUUAAUAAUGCAUUAAGUAAAGGUUAUCUGAAGUAUGUUAAUGGCGAAACUUUCCUCAAAUCCGAAAGUGGAGAUUUCGUUUAUCUUGAAGAUUGCACUAAAGUUUCCUUAGUACGUCCUGAAGUUUUAGAGAUGUUUAACCGUAAGAUAGGUAUUUUCGAAAACAACAAAGAACUAUCUGUCUUAGACGCGGUGUUUAAAAAUAUAUUAGAUCCUAAAACUGGUCAUUUGCUUGACUUAACGACUAAAAAGCCUAUUCCAUUUAAUAAAGCUGUAGAAAUAAACAUGAUAACGCCUGAAGGUGCCGCUUUAUUAAAUUCUCUUUUGAACAUUACUCUAACUUUACAGACUGUUACAAAGACUGUCAAACGAUACGUUACAGUUACAAAUACAAAUACAUCUCAUAGAUCAGAAACUAUCAUUACAUUUGCUGAGGCCAUUCAACGUGGUCUUAUUGAUGAAACUACUCAAACGUUUACAGACCCUACAACCGGAACAGUGUUUCCGAUUCAACAAGCGCUUGACGAAGGUUUGUUAGGCGUAGAAAAAAAUGAGCCUCGAGUAGCUCGCCUUUCCGAUAAAGUAAGCAAAAAAGAAUUAGUGCCUGGUCAAGUUGUUGAGCUAAAAAUUACAAAGAAAUCUUUUAUCAAAGAUCUACCUCCAAGUCCUGAAAGUAAGUUGCAAAAAGAUACCAAGCCUGAAACUAUUAAAAGCCCAGAUUUCACUUUUAGGGAAGCUCAUCAACCGCGGCAGGACAUUACACACGAAAUCAAAACCGUAUCAUCGAAAUCCACGUCUUUAGAACCCACUGUAACUUCGCUAACAAUCAAAAAGAACACUAUUGAACUACCUCGCGGGGGGUGGUCUCUCAAAGACGCGAUUCAACAAAAUCUUUUUGAUCCUUCAUCCGGUAUGUUUAUAAUUCCUGGUACAGAUAGAGUUUUAGACUUAGGAGAAGCUCUAAAACUUAGCAUUAUUAAUCCGGAAUCGGCUAAUGUAGUAGACCCUAAAACUAAAAAAGAAGUUCCUUUGUACAGAGCAGUUUUAUUACAUAUUCUAGAUUCCGUAGGCCGGUAUAAACAUGUAACAGAAACUUUAACAAUGAAAGAAGCAAUUGAGCGUAAAUUUGUUAAAUUUGUGCAAUUAACGCCAUCUACAUCUAUUCACAAAGUUAUAACAAUUACGUCGAUGGCAGGUAUGCCUGAUAAAAUGGAAAUAUCAGAGGUAGAAUCGCAGAGCCUAGUUAAUGAAGAAUUAACAGCAUUAGAACCAGUACAGGUAAUGCCAGGUGUUAUUUUUGAUCCAGCGACAGCAUUAGUUAUUUCAACUACGUCAGGUAUUUCUGAAAACAUUGUAGAGGCAGUAGAUCGAGGUGUUGUUCCUAUGAAUACUGUAAAGGUUUUAGAGCCUCAUACGGGAAAAAGAAUAUCUUUAGAGCAAGCUUUCGAAAAAGGAUUAAUUGACAAAAACUCGGGAGAAUACAAUGAUAUUCACGGUAACAAGAUAAGCUUGGCUGAUGCAGCUAAAGUUGGUCUCGUUGCUGUAAUUGGGGCUCCAUUAGUUGCAGCCUCUAAAAUUAUUCAAGUUGUAAAGAACACGAUGGUAGUUGAUCCACAAACAGGUGAAAAUGUUCCUAUGGAAGUUGCAUAUGAAAGAGGACUUGUAGACUUAACUACAUACAAAAAAUAUGAGGACUCAUUAAAAGAGAAAUCACCAGAUAUCUCAUUUAUAUCGAGUCAAACAGGAAAACAAAAUACAACGAUAUCAUUAUCGCGCUUUAGUGAAAAUGAUAAAAAUGUUUCUGGUAAGGAAGUAUUCGAAAGAGGUAUAGUAGAUAAGAACGUGCAACAAAAAACUGAAACAUCCUCUGUAAUAACAUCAACAAAAGUAUCUGAAAUGAUUACAAAUGAGGCAUACGAAAAGGGAUUGGUUGAUCCUCUGGUUUACAUGAAACAUCUAGAAUCAGUCAAGGAUUUGUCACGGGACGAAACAUAUACAGUAAAAGAAAUAAAUAAAUCUUUAGAUCUAAACAAAAUUAAUAAACCAAUGUCUGUAGGCGCAGCUGUAUCAGAAGGUUUUAUAACUGUAGAAUCAAUACAAAACAGUAUAUUGGCUAAUACUGGCAGUAAAGAGUUUUUGACGGAUAAACAUACCCGUCCAUCACAUGUUAUUCAAAUUAACAAGAAACAUGGCGGUGAGAAGCCUAAAUACCAUGCCGCUAAAAAAAUUAUGAGUGAAUAUGCCGAAUCUAAACCAAUUAUACUAUCGAAACUAAGAAAGCGAGUUAUUAGUCCUCUGGAAGCUUUGGAAAAGGGCUUAUUGGAUGAGGAUACAGCUAAAAUGUUGGACUCAAUCAAAAUAUAUAAAAACAAAAAUGACCAACCUAUAACACUUAAAAAUGCUAUAGAAAUAGGACUUAUCGAUGAAAAUAAAGGAAAAAUUGUGGAUCCAAUUCAUGGUGAUUCGCUCACAAUUAAGGAAGCCAUUAAAAGAGGUAUCUUAGAUGAAGAAUGCCAAGAUGAAAUAUUAAUUCCAAUUGCUAGAAGCUUAUCGAUCCCAGAAAUAAUGCAACAGGGAUUAUGGGAUCCGGCUUCUGAAAAAAUUAUACAUCCUGAGUCUGGUAGUCUUCUCACACUUAGAGAAGCGAUCAUUUGUGAUAUUGUUGAUCCACUAUCUACAGUUACAAUAGCUCCUGGUAAUGAUAUAACCCUUGCACAAGCUAUGGAAAAGAACUUUAUCGAUAAUGAAAAAAAUGUUGUGAAAACGAGUGAAGGUGUUUUAGAUUUAUUAUCAGCAGUAAAUGCAAGAAUUUUCCCUGAAGUUCAAGUUAAACCUUUGGAACAGAUUCCCUUAGCUGCAAUGACCCUUUCGGUGGCAAUAAAACAUAGUUUAUUAAAUCCAGUAAAGAGUGAAGUAAAACAUCCUCUGACUGGUGAAAUAAUUCCUCUAGAAGACGCCGUUGAAAAGGAUUUAUUGAUGGGAAUUCCGUAUCCACAAACACCUAACACACUUACUCUUAAAGAAGCAGUCGAUAAAGGUGUAGUGGAUCUGUUGAAUUACACAUUCACCGAUCCAAACACAAAAGAGUUAUUACCUGUUGAUAAAGCAAUGGAGCAAGGAUUACUGGCCAUAAAAAUUGAUCCUGAAAUAUCAGAUAAAAGUAGUAUUGUGACUACCAUUACUGAAACAUUUACAUCGCAACAUACAGUGACGACUAAAAUGGUUGAACUUCUGACGGACUACGUAUUAAUAAGUGCUAACGAAGUACAGAAUACGAAAACGGGAGAAAUAAUUUCGAUAGAAGAAGCACGGUUAAAAGGCAUUAUUAGAGAUGAACAAAUGAAUAAAGAACAGUUUUUAACAAGUGACUCCAAUAUAAGUUUUAAUGAUGCUUUAAUGUGUGGUUAUAUUAAUUUAGCAAAAGGUACAUUCACUAAUCCUAUGACUGGGGAAACCGUUAGUGUAACGGAAGCUGUAAACAGUGGAUUAUUAAACACUGAAAUUCAAUCCAAUACUACAACUGAAAUAAAAACGCAGGAUUUAAAUAUGCUUGAUCUUAAUGAAGCAUUUGAAUUACUCUUUGAUGAGAAAACUCAAAAAUUCAAAGAUCCUAAUUCACCAAACAAGGUAAUUACCUUUAAGGAAGCCCUUGACAGAAAAUUGAUCAAUCCUGAGUCUGUUAUAUAUAAAUUAGGUUCAGAUAAACCCUUAACUUUACAAAAAGCUGUCGAAUCAGGCGUCUUAGAUACAAAGAGUGGAAAAUUAAAAGAACCUAACUCUGGCAAAUCAUUUGAUGUUAGAAAAGCAGCGAAGAUGGGACUGUUAGCAGUCGUUGCAGCACCCGUAUUAGCUGGCAUGGCUGUAGUCCAAGGAGCACAAGCUGUCACUAAAAAAGUUAUAAUACCUAAACCAAAAGAUUCUGUUGCUAAGAAAAUUACUAAUGUCGUUUCUAAAAAGGAGAAGACAGAUGCUAUGCAUAUUACAGCCCAGAAAACAAAAUUGGAAACUGCAGAAAAUGAUGAUAAAGACAUAAACAUCAAGAAAAUUAAUAUAAAUAAAAUAUUUUUAAAGGGAUCUCAAGAUGAAACUCCUACUUUACAGAAAUCAGAAAAUAAAAAUCAAAAUAAAGACAUAUCUCCAAAGGAUGAACAACCAAAAACAAAAUCAGAGAGUUAUAAAAAAGGAUCUGAUGAAUUGUUAAAAAAUAAUCAUUCUGUACUAAUUUUGAAAAAUGAAGAAAAUUCGUCUCCACAACCAUUAACAUCUCAAGACUCAUUGCAAGAAAAAAUGUCUAAGUCGUCAUUAACGAAACAACAAGAUCAAAAAGAUUUUGAAACGACAUCUUGUAAUAUAGAAGAAUCAGCUGUGUUAAAAAUCGUUUCAGACAGUAAGGAUCAAAACUAUCAAGGUGAUGAUAAGUUUUCUUCUAACUAUGAUUCAAACAUUAAGAUUGAACAUGGAGAUGAAGUAAAAGUAUCAAAACCAGAAAAAAGUAUACUUCGUACUGACAAACAUUUAAAAGAUGUAAAUUCCAAACAUUUGAAUAAAGAUGUCUCCAAUAUUUCACAAUUCACAGAAAAGGAUAAGUCAGAGCGAGUUUAUGACCAUCAAGUGAAAAAAGAUCAUCCUUCCACUGUUCAAGAUUUUGGGAGUUAUGUGCCUGGUAGUGAGGAAAUUACCGAAGCUAAAAAGAUGAUUUCUAAGAACACACCUCCAGAAUAUAUUCGCGAGUAUAGUGAUCCCGUAAUAUCAAAAGCUACCAAAGAUACAAUAAUUAUGAAUAAAUCAAAUCAAAAUCAGACUAGGCCUGAUAUCGUUACUGAUGAGAAAAGCUUACCAUCCAACAUUCAUACACAUUAUGUUGAAAGUCAUCAAGUACAAGUGGAGUCACCCGAUCAAGUUGAUAAAGAUUUAUGUCAACUGCAAGAUGCUGACAAAUCAAUAAGAAAAGAAGCUCCCCAAGAUUCGUCUUAUAUUUCUAGCAAAGAAAAACAUUUAGAUAGUGCUAGGCCUGUUGUUGAUACAGAACAAUUUAAAACAAAUAAAUCUGCAAGUCAAAUAGAAAAACAAAUUACAAAAGUAGCAGACAUUAACAAAUCAGAAAACCCUCUUGAAAUAGCAACAGGGCUAAUUUAUGAUCCUAAAACAAAAACGGUAAUGUCUACUUCUUCCGGUUUGGAAGAAGAUAUCUUAACUGCUGUUAAUAAUGGCACUAUUUCCGUUGAAUCUGUAAAAAUUUUAGAACCUAUAAGUGGAAAAGAAAUGACUUUAAAGCAAGCCAUUGACAAUGGCAUUGUUAACAGGGAAACGGGCAGUCUUAAAGAUAAGACAGGGAAGUCUAUAACUAUUGCCCACGCUGCUCAGAUAGGAUUAGUGGCUGUAGUAGGUGUACCAAUUUUAGCGGCCUCUAAAUUGAUUGACGUUGUCAAAAGUGCUGUUGUAGAUACCAAUUCUGAUAAUCAGACUCAGUUGGAAAAAACACCAACUAAAGGUUUAAUUUACUCUGACAUCCCAGUUGAAUUUGCUAAACCAAAAAUAACUGAGAAAGCGAAAUCUAUUCCUGUAUCGGAAAUAUUGGAUUUCGAUAAAAACUUAGAAAGUCAUAUUUCUACUUCCGUCACGCACCCUUCGCAAGUAGCACUUACAAAAACCUCUGUACAAAUCCCAACUCAGUUAACUUCAUCAAUUGAAAGUACAUUACUUCAAAAAGAAAUCGGUGAACGCCCACAUGCAGAUGUUAAAACUAUAUCAUCUAUGUUUAUUGAUGCUGAAAAACAGCCCCUAAGAGAUGUAGACGAAAUUACUGAACAUAAUGUAACAAAAAUAAAAGCGGAACAAGUUAAACCACUUUAUGAAAACGUACCUUUAAUUGAUGCCAUUGUAGAAGGUAAAAUAGAACCGAAAGUAUGUAGGAUUAUAAUAAAUAAUAUUGAGUCUCCGCUCACAGUUCAAGACUCUUUAGAACAAGAACAAAUUAGUAGAUUCACACCUGUAGACGUAGUUUCUAAAAACUGUGUAGUUGUAAAACAAUUUAAACCAAAGUAUAGCAUUUCAAUUUCUCAAAAGUUAACCCCUGAGGAACUAUCCGAAAUGGGAGUUUACGAUAUAGAAAAACAAAUAUUCUUAAACCCUGAAACUGGCACGAAAAUUACCUUUGAAGAACUUGUUUAUGGCUUACAUAUUUUUGAUCCAACAACCAUUUUAGUUAAAGAUCUAAAUUCAAAGUCCGAUAAUUAUAUAACUUUUGAUGAAGCUAUUGCUAGACCUAUAAUUGAUAAAACAACUGGCCAUAUGGUUAAUCCUAAAACAGGUAAGCGUGUUUCAUUUUGGGAAUGCGUCCAAAUAGGUUGGAUAGUUGAAAAACCAGAAGAUGUUUCAAUUUCUGAACAAACAACUAUAGAAACGGCUUUUGAAAAAGGACUAUAUAAUCCUAAAACUGGUGAGAUCCAAGAUGUUAAUACAGGAAAAUUAAUACCAAUUGGUGAGGCAGUUGAAAAACACCUAGUAGAUCAAGAAUCGUUACUGAUAAAAUUACCACGUUCUAAUAAAACUAUUUCAUUAUCAGACGCUUUAGAUCGAGGUAUUAUAGAGAUACAUAAAGGAGUCAUUACGAUUAUUGAAACACGUGAAACUAUGGAAAUAUCUGUCGCAAUACAACGUGGACUCAUAACCAUUAUUCGACGGCCAAUUUCUAUCGAAGCAGCUAUUAUUAAUGACAUGUAUGAACCCACGUCAGGUAAAAUCAAAGAUAAUGUUACUGAACAAUUGAUAUCUGUCGAAGAUGCAGUUGACAGAAAUAUUGUACAUCCUACUAUAUCUGAAGUUAAAGAUACUGCAUUAGAAAAAUUCGUACCCCUUUCUGAAGCUCUUGAAAUGAAACUUGUUGAUCCUAAUACUGGAAAAUAUAAGGAUAAAAAGACUGGUAAAGACAUUCCUUUAGAUGAUGCUUUGAAAAAGGGCCUAAUCGCGACAAAGGAUGUUACAUUUUCGUUAUUCGAUGUUAUUGAUAUGGGCUAUUACUCCCCAGACACUGGUCUUGUGCUAGACCCGAAAUCUGGUCAUAAAAUAACACUUAAAGAAGCUAUAGAGACGAAACUAAUUGAUCCUUCUGAUUUGAAAAUUAAAGAUGAUAAUUCGGAAGCGGUUAUACCUUUCAAACAGGCUGUAACAUCGGGUCUUUUAGACUUAAAACGUGGCGUUAUAACCAGCCCACUUUCUAAUCUUAAAGAUGCUUCUGAAAAAGGUUAUUUAUUAAGCGAUAAAAAACCAAUGUCUUUACAAGAGGGAUUGGUUCAGGGCUUUUAUGAUCCAGAUACCGGCUUUUUAACUAUUAACAAUGACACCAUGACCCUAGAAGACGCAAUUAAAAUCGGUAACAUCAAUCCAGAAGCCUUAACUGUUAAGGAUUCUAGUACGGGAGAAAUUAUUUCACUGUCAGAUGCCAUUAAAGAAGGAAUCAUUGAUUCUAAGGAAGGUAAAGUUACAGACCCAGUACAGGGAGAUAAAAUAUCAUUAAUUGAUGCUUCUGAUCGAGGUUUAAUAAUUCCAGCUAAACGUAAAUUGAGUUUACCAGAGGCCGUAUUUAAAGGAUUUUACGAUCCGAAAACUGGUAAAUUUUCUCAUCCUCAAUUUAAAGACAAAAUAGCAACAGAUAGGGCAAUUAAAAAACGUAUGUUAGAUCCUCAAUCAACCCUUGUACACAUUGGAGGUAAAGUGAUACCAUUUGAAUUUGCCGUCGAUAAAGGUAUUGUGGAUGGCAGAACUGGUACAAUUGUGCUAGGUGAUGAAAAAAUUGAUUUCCGUGAAGCUUUUGAAAGAGGCAUUUUAGUAGAGGUGCGAAAACCUUUAUCAUUAAUAGAAGCGCUUGAAAAAGGCGUUUACAGUGAAAUAACAGGGCUUUUUAUGGAUCCGCAAAGUGGUAAAAAAUACACCCUGGCAGAAGCCAUCAAAAUGAACCUAAUAGACCCACAUUCUGUGCAUAUUCGGUAUAACAAAUUAGGCAAAUGGGACAAUAUUACUCUAGCUGAAUCGAUAGAAAAUGGAGUCAUCGAUAAUAAGACAGGCAAAAUAAGAAAUAUCAAUAAUGAUAACGAAGAGAUCAGUCUUCGUAAAGCAUUCGAGAUUGGCUUACUUGUAGACAGUAAAGCUCCUAUUAGCCUCCAAAGAGCGUUACACCAGGGCUUGUAUGAUGAGAGUACUGGUAAAAUCAUUGACCCAGCAACAACUCGUAAAAUCACUCUUCAUGAAGCGAUAAGACGCUCGAUUAUAAGUCCAAAAUAUCUAUGCUAUUUCGAUAAAAAAUCUGAAAAACCUUUAACAUUAACCGAUUGCUGUCGCAGCGAAAUCGUAGAUAGAAGAAGUGGGAAAUUUAUUGAACCAGGUUCCGACGUUCAAAUACCUUUAUCUGAAGCUAUGAGUAUAGGCCUUAUCGUUGACAUUGAAAGUGCAGGAUUUAGUCUAUACGAAACUUUAUCUAUGAAUAUGUAUAAUAUUACGGAGUUAAUAUUUAUCCACCCAGUUACUGAACGAAAACUUUCACUUAAAUCAGCUAUCACUGAAGAACUCAUCAAUCCCAAUACAUCCCUUGUUAAAAAUAUUCCGUCAAGUAAAUACAUUAAAUUAUCUGAAGCGAUACAAACUGGUAUUAUAGAUGAAAAUAACAGCGUUUAUAUCUUGCCAAAUGGCAAUCAAAUCAAUUUAUUAGACGCAAAACACCGGGGACUCAUUGUAAAUCCUAAGAAGAAUCUCAGCCUCGAAGAAGUAAUUAGAAACGGCUUAUUUAGGGCAGACAAUGGCAAAAUAGUCGAUCCAAGUACAAAUGAAUUUGUUGACAUCAACAAAGCCAUAGAAAUUAACCUUAUUAAUCCUGAAUUAACUAUUGUUAAAGACAACUUAACAAACAAGUUUAAACCUCUGCUUACUGCAAUACAACAUGGUGAUGUGGACAUCACUAAAGGCAGAGUUCUCGAUACAAAAGCAAAGAAAACAUAUAGCAUUGAUAUUGCUUUUGAUAAAGGUCUGCUAGUUACUGUUGUUCAACCAUUAACUUCACAAACGGUUACAAAACGUUACUUAACUGAUUCGUCUGCUGUAAAUGAGCCGAUAUUAAGGGAGUUUACGUUAGAUGAAGCAAUUAAGUAUGAAUUUAUAGAUCCGGAAACUGCUUUAAUUAAAGAUCCACAUAAAAACAAAUACAUUACAUUAUCGUUAGGUUUAUCUGAAGGUAUUGUUGAUAAAAAUAUUAAGGGAUCCUUUGACACACAAACUGGUAGAUCACGUACGUUAUGUUUCAUUUUUGAAAAUAGCGUUAUAGUUUACGUUCGCGAGCCACUUACGUUUGAGCAAGCGUUAGAAAAUGGUCAUCUCAAUGUUAAUACUGCUCGAUUUACUGAUCCACAUUCCAAACAAGUUUUAACUGUAAAAGACGCGGCCACCUUAGGCUAUAUUGAUUCAGACACAGCGCUUAUAAAAGAUAAUCUGAAAAAGAGGCUAGUGAAGCUGCCAGAAGCGUUCCGAAAAGGGCUUAUGGAUGCUGAAAAAGGAAACAUUUUAGACACUGAGACCUCUAAACUUAAUACUUUGUCGGCGGCCAUUGAUAGUGGCCUCCUUAUGACUCCCAAGAAGAGCUUUAGUUUGAUUGAAACUUUAAAUUUCGGCAUUUAUAACCCAACAACAGGGGCACUAAAUGAUCCAUUCAUAACUACAAGCGUGAUGGAUAGAAAGAGACUAACCCUUGGCGAGGCGAUCCAACAAGGAAUUGUGGAUCCAUCUAGUACUGUCGUCAAAGAACCCGAAACAGGAAAGAUUUGGCCAUUGAUUCAAGCUAUAGAACAAAAAUUGAUCAACCCUGUUGAAGGCAGGCUAAUUAUUGAUCCGGUAAAAGGCUCUAGCCUCGAUUUAGUCAAGGCGCUAAAGAAGGGAUUCUUGCUGCCAGCAGAAACAAGGCAAGCAGUUGAGGAGAAAUACAGACUAUGCGAUGAUACCCUUUCCAAGUUGCUGGAAUGGAUCGCCGAUGUUGAGGAAAAAUUAGCAAACCAGGAGCCAGUGAAAGAGAACAUGGAAGAGCUUCGUAAUCAAAUCAACGUUUUAAAGAUAGUUAAGGAUGACCUCGAGAGUCAUCAGCGCCAGGUUUCAGCCUGUGCCGAUCAAGCCAAACAGCUUCUUGUGUCUGGAGGCGACGUGCUAGCCCCUCAUGAGGUGGCAGCCCUUGAGCGGGGAGUGCGUCAACUGAAGCAGAAGUAUGACAGAUGCACUGAGAGAUCUGACAAGAUGCUGAGAAGGCUUGCAGCCGCCAAAGAUGAACUUGGCAAAUUCACGAACGAACUUAACGCCUUCGAAACGUGGAUGGACAGCGCGUACAGAAACCUGGAAGAUAAGGAAGCCGCACUUGCCAAUUUAGACAACCUGCCGUCGCACAGCGAGGAUGUGCGCGAGUUCGUGUCGGACGUGAUCGCACACCAAGCUGAUUUGAGGUUCAUCACCAUGGCCGCACAGAAGUUUAUUGAUGAGAGCAAGGAGUUCGCGACGACAGUGAACGAACAUCGGGCGUCCAUAGAGUCUCGCGGCGCAGCAUUGAGCGUCAGUGGUGAGCGGGUGCGCGAGGAGGCGGCGGAGGCGCGCCGGCGCCACGCCGAGCUAGCGGCGCGCGCGCAGCGACUGCUCGAGCGCUUGCGAGCUGCCGACUCACGUCUGCAGCGCCACCGCGCCGCGCUGCAGCGCGCGGAGCGCUGGCUGCACGAGGUGGAGCCACAGGUCCGAAGCGCCCUAGAAGAGGCGAUCGGUGGGGAGCCCCGCGCUGUCGAAUCCCAACUGCAGCACAUCAAGGCCCUGCACAAUGAAAUACUGUCACAGGGACGCCUUAUUGAUAACGCUAAAGAGGCUUGCGAGCAGCUCCUCAGCAGCCUAGAAGGCAGCGUCACACCAUCAGAGAUGCGGCAACUGGAAGGACCAGUAAUAGAACUAACGGAACGUUACAACGAGAUCGGUAACGCGGUGGCGUCGCGUUGCGCCGAGCUGGAAGCAGCGUUGCUACAGUGCCAAGGACUCCAAGACGCCGCGGAGACACAAGCAAUGUGGCUCAAUCAGGCUGAAAAUAAUUUGACGAGUCAAUUGAAGCCGGCGUCGCUGAUUCGCGAGCGGCUCGACGAACAAAUCCGCGAGCAACGCGUGUGGCACGGCGAGGCGGAAGCUCGGCGCGCCACGUUCGCUAAGCUGCUGGCCGCCGCCAGGGACGCCGCGCUCACGCCAUCCAACGCCAGAAUCGCCAAGAAGCUGGAGCAACGCGCUGAGGACAUGUACUCUAGAUACGAGAAGCUAGUGGAGAAGUCUCUCCGACGCGGGCAAUUCCUGGAGGAGGUGAGCGGCGAGCUGGGCCGCUUCCAGCAGCAAGCCGCGCGUCUGGAGGCCGCGCACGCGCAGCUGCUGCAGGCGCUGCAUGAUGCUCGCGCGCACGACCUGCCCGCGCAAAGGGACAAACAAAUGCCGCUGCUGGAGGAGUGCCUCCAUACCGGCAAACAACUUCUCGCCAAGAAAGACAUCACCGACACCUAUGUUGUGCGUGAUAGGAUGAAGGCUCUGGAGAACUUAUGGCGCGACUUCAAUACCGCACUGGAAGAGAAACAGAAGCUAUCUAAACAACGUGCCGACCAACUCAAUCAAUACGAGUCGCUCAGGAUUCAGGUGCAAGAAUGGCUGCAAAUGAUGGAGGAGCGGGUUGCUCGCUUGCAGCCAGUCGCUGUUGACUUGGACAUUUUGAAGACACAGCAUGAAGAGCUGCGACCGCUGACCAAAGAACACAGAGAUUUCUCUAUUACCAUAGACAGGGUUAACGAAGCCGCUGCUUUGUAUGAAAAUCUAACGAGGGGCGACCGUGCCGACAGUCCACACAGAAGGAGACAGAUAUACAGCCCGACAAAGAGGCAAACACCAACUCGUUCGUUGGACGCGAGAUCGCCGUCACCAAGCAAAGGGCACUUAGUGAGCCCUGGGUCUCACUCGACUUCUAGUGGAUUCUCGUCGCGACGCUCUAGUCAAGAUGGCUUCCAUCUUGAAGACCUAUCUCCAGUGCAGCAGCAUAUUUCCGACAUCAACAACCGGUACGGGCUGCUGGGCAGCAAGCUGUCCGACCGCCAGGCCGAGAUUGACAAUAUCAGGGAGGAAAUCCGGAAGCAUCUCGACAACUUGCGCACUCUCAACAAUUUCCUUGACAAGGUGCAAAGACAACUGCCGAAGGAUUCCGUUCCUAACACGAAAGAAGAAGCAGACAAGACGAUCAAACAGGCGCGAGCCGUACUAGAGGAGAUGUAUGAGAAACAGAGCUUGCUGGACUCUACUAAGACCCAGGUCCGCGAACUUCUGAAGCGCAAACAGAGCGUACAAGGCGCGGAUCGACUGCACGAUGAGAUGGAGGAUGUCGCAUCCAGGUGGAAGUCCUUGCAUGAUGCCUUCAAAGACAAGAUCCAGCUAAUGGAAGAGAUGAAGGACUUCCAUGACACUCACAGUAACCUGUCUCAAUGGCUUGCCGCAAAGGACCGAAUGAUGGCCGCUUUAGGGCCUAUCUCAUCCGACUCGAGGAUGGUGCAGACACAAGUCCAACAGGUGGUGGUGCUGCGCGAGGAGUUUCGCGCACAGCAGCCGCAGCUGGCGCACCUGCAGCGCGUGUGCAGCGCUGCGCUGCAGCGCCUGCCGCACGAUGCUCCUGACGCCGCAGCGCUGCAGCAGCGCGUGCAGCUGCUGCAACAGCACUGGGCUCGCCUGCUCGACCAGCUGGAGCGGCGCGCGGCGAGCCUGGGCGCGGCGGCGGACUCCGCGCGCGAGCUGGACGCGGGGCUGGCGCGUCUGCGCGACGCGCUGCUCGCACUUGCCGACCGCCUGGACCAGGCGCCCGCGCACCCGCCCGACGAGCGCCUGCGCACCAUCGAGAACCUGGAAAGACAACUGGAAGGGCAGCGGCCCCUGCUAGCAGACCUGGAAGGAGCAGGCGAAGCGCUAGGCGCAGUGCUCGGCGAGGCUUCAGCGCGGCAGGACGUGGCCGCCAAGCUGGCCGGCGCCGCGCGCCAGUACGAUGCGCUGCAGCGCCGCCUCGACAUCGCCAAGGCUGAGGCCGAGGCCGCGCUCAAGGAAGGACGCAACCUGGAAGAGAACGUGGCGCGCACAUUAGGCUGGCUGCAGACAGAGCUGGCGGCGCUGCCGGGCCGCUUGCAGGUGUCGGCAGCACGCGCACGCUUGCAGCAGCAGCUGGAGCAGCACGAGCCGCUGUACCGCGAGCUCUCGCAGCGCGAGCACGAGAUCAUCAUGCUGCUGGACAAGGGCCGUGAGAUGGAAAAGAAACCUUCCCACGAAGGUCUUCGUAAAGACCUGGAUAGGAUUCAGACACAGUGGGACAAGCUCAAGCGAGAAACUGUUGACAGAUACACUCGCUUACAAACUGCUAUGGAACACUGUCGCAAAUACAGCAAAGCGCAGGAAUCCUUCUUACCUUGGCUUUCUGACACCGAGGAGCAUCUGGAAAAACUUCCUCCAACUGGAUUUACUAAGAAGGAAGUCGAAAAACUGCUGCGCGAACUGCAGCAAAUUAGAAACGACAUAUGGAAGAGGUCUGGAGAAUUCGAAAACAACAAAACUCUCGGUGAAACGUUUAUUUCAUCUUGCGACGUUGACCAGGAAGUGGUUAGGAAACAAAUUGACAGCAUGAAGGAGAGAUGGGACAAAAUCAAUAAUGUGGUGCUGCAACAGGUGGAAUUCCUGGAGGCGACGGCGCGCAAGCUGGGCGAGUUCCAGGAGCGCGUGCGCGGCGUGGAGGCGCCGCUGCAGCGCUGCGAGGAGCGUCUGGCCGCCGCGCGCACUUCCUCCCCGGCAGCCGCACGGGACGCCGUGGCGCGCCUCAUGGACCAGCUGCACGCGCUGCGUGCACCGCUGCAGAGUGUUCACUCAGCAGCCGAUGAUAUAAUUUCCCUUGCACUUGAGUGCGGAGGAGCAGAACUGGCAAAUAGAGCGCGGCCCGUAUUGGAAGAGACCGCUAGAGCUCUGGCCGAACGUUUGCAACUCUUGGAAGGCCAAGCCGAUGAUGCUCGAGAUAAACUUGCUGGUGCCACUGCUGCGCUCGCGCAGUUCCAGGAUAAAGUUAAGGGCGUAUCCCACGACCUAUCCGACUUGGAAAAGGAGCUGGACGGCAUGAAAGCUCCAGGCCGCGACAUAAAAACAGUCCGCCAACAACUCGAUGAUCUCGGACGCUUCUACAAGCGCUUGGAAAACGCAGAAGAUCUUAUUGCGGACACCGAAAGGGCGGCCGAGAACCUGGUCGAUAGUGGACACUCCGUCGAUACCUCAAAGACCCGGGAUCAGGUUGAGAGUCUACGUAAAAAGCUGGGUAAACUGGAUGAACGCGCUCGUUCUAAGGAGCAAGAUUUGGAUGACACCUUAAGUAAACUGGAAGCCUUCUACAAGGCGUAUGAUUCGGUUAUGGAUGACGUGCAGGAGGCCUCAGAACAAGUGCGUAGUCUCAAACCAGUAUCGUCAGAGGUGGAACAUAUUCGCUCACAGCAGAAGGACUUCGCGGAUCUGAAGCGACAAACCUUAGAGCCCUUGGGACAGAAUGUCGCACACUGCAACAAGAUCGGCCAGGGUCUGGUGCGGUCCGCGCUGCAGGGUGUCUCCACGCAACAGCUUGAGAAGGAUUUGGAGAAGAUGAACGACAGAUGGAACGCGUUGAAGGAGAAGAUGAACGAGCGGUCGCGGCGGUUGGACGUGGCGCUGCUGCAGUCGGGCAAGUUCGCGGAGGCGCUGGCCGGCCUGCAGCAGUGGCUGGCCGACACCGAGGACAUGGUGCACCACCAGAAGCCGCCCUCCGCCGACUACAAGGUCGUCAAGGCGCAGCUCCAGGAACAAAAGUUCCUGAAGAAGAUGCUGAUGGACCGGCAGAACUCUAUGUCGUCUCUAUUCGCGAUGGGCAACGAAGUGGCGGCCGGCUGCGAGCCGGCGGAACGCAAGAGUAUAGAGAAGCAGCUGAGGGGACUCAUGCAGCGUUUCGACGCACUCACCGACGGGGCUCAGCAGCGCAUGCUGGACCUGGAGCAAGCCAUGAAGGUCGCGAAACAAUUCCAAGAAGAACUUCAGCCUUUGGUGGAAUGGCUCUCCAGCGCAGAGCACCAGGUCAAAGCUUUGGAGCUCGUGCCCACUGACGAGGAGAAGAUUCAGCAAAAGAUCAGAGAACACAAGAUUCUCCAUGACGACAUCCUUUCUAAACAACCGGCGUUCAAGCAGCUCACUGAAACUGCCUCAACACUAAUGGCUCUGGUCGGAGACGAUGAGGCUACGGCCUUAGCGGAUCGACUACAAGCCGGUACCGACAGAUACCAAGCAUUAGUGGACCAUAGCUUGAACAUCGGCGAACUUCUAGACAACUCUCGCAAAGGUCUUCGCCAUCUCGUGCUGACGUACCAAGACCUAUCUGCUUGGAUGGAUGUCAUGGAACAGUACCUGGCUAAGAGGAAGGUGCUGCCGGUGCAUAUGGAGAAACUGCUCAGACAGAUGGACGAGUUAGCAGAGAAAACCGAGGAAAUUGCGGCGAAACAGGAAGAAGUAGAUAGCACAGUGGAAUCUGGUUUAGAACUAAUGAAGCACAUCUCUGGAGACGAGGCGCUGCAGCUGAAGGACAAGCUGGACGCAUUGCAGCGACGUUACAACGACCUCACGAGCCGCGGAGCAGAGCUGCUGCGCGUUGCUUCCGAAACCUUGCCGCUGGUGCAACAGUUGACAAACAGCCAUACAAAGUUAACAGAAUGGAUGUCUGGUGCGGAAUCGUGCUUACAAUCUGUAGAACCGCGUGAAGAAGAUAUACUGAGAUUGGAAGCUGAAAUUCAGGAGUACCGACCAGUACUUGAAAACAUCAAUCUGAUAGGACCACAGUUGUGCCAGAUUUCUCCUGGCGAGGGCGCCACUCAUAUAGAGGGCAUAGUGACCCGGGACAACCGACGCUUCGAUGCCAUCGCUGAACAAGUACAGAGGAAGGCUGAACGAGUGUUGCUCAGCAAGAAGCGGUCGCUGGAGGUGGCGGGCGACAUGGAAGAGCUGGUGGAGUGGCUGCGCGCGGCCGACGCAGCGCUGCGCUCCGCGGACCCGCCGGGCGUGGCGCCGGCGCGCCUGCGCGCGCAGCUAGCGGCGCAGCGUCCGCUGGCCGAAGAGGUGGCAGCACAGCGCGUGCGCGCCCGCGACCUGCUCGCGCAGGCCAAGAAGGUUCUCCGCGAGUGCCAGUCGAGCGAGGAGGCUGCGGUGAUCCGCGAGCGCAGCGAAGAGCUACGCGAGAUGAUGGACGAGGUGGGCCGCCUCAGCGCCGCGCGCCUCGCCGCACUCGAGCAGGCGCUGCCGCUCGCCGAGCACUUUGCUGACACGCACCACGGAUUGUCAUCAUGGCUAGACGAGAUGGAAGAUCAAAUCCAGAUGCUGGCUAUGCCUGCGCUACGCCCCGAGCAGAUCGUUCAGCAGCAAGACAAAAAUGAGUUGCUGCAACAAUCGAUCGCCGGGCACAAGCCGCUGGUAGACAAACUAAUGAAGACUGGUGAAGCGUUGUCCAAACUCUGCGGAGAGGAGGACGCGUCCAAACUACAGGACAUAGUGGAGACUGACUGCGAACGGUACAACGCCUUGCGAGCGGAGCUGAGGCAGCGUCAACAAGAAUUAGAACAGGCGUUACAAGAGUCAUCGCAGUUCUCAGACAAGUUGGAAGGGAUGCUGCGUGCUCUAGCCGGCACCGCAGAUCAACUGCAUCACGCCGAGCCAGUGUCCGCCCACCCGCCUAAGAUACAGGACCAAAUCGAGGAGAACAAUGCCCUAUCUGAGGACCUGGACAAGCGACAGGAGGCGUACAACGCAGUGCAGCGCGCCGCCACUGAUGUCAUCAGCAAGGCCAACAAGAGCGACCCGGCUGUCAGAGACAUACGCAACAAGCUCGACAAGCUCAACAAGUUAUGGGACGACGUGCAGAAGGCGACGAGCGCCCGCGGGUCAUCACUGGAGAGCGCUCUGGAAUGCGCGCGACGCUUCUGGCAGCAGCUGCACGCCGUCAUGCGCACGCUGGCGGAGCUGGAGGACGCGCUCGGUGCGCAGCCGCCGCCCGCCGCCCAGCCGCGCGCCAUACAGCUGCAGCAGGUGGCGCUGCAGGAGAUCCGCCACGAGAUCGACCACACCAAGCCCGAGGUUGAGAAAGUCCGCAAGACCGGUUCGACUCUCAUGUCGAUUUGUGGCGAACCCGACAAACCUGAGGUGAAGAAACACAUGGAAGAUCUGGACAACGCAUGGGACAAUAUCACAGCGCUGUACGCUAGAAGAGAAGAGAAUCUCAUCGACGCCAUGGAGAAAGCCAUGGAGUUCCACGACACAUUACAGAAUCUCCAAGAGUUCCUGGACUCAGCCGAGGACAAAUUCUCCAAUAUGGGUGCCCUGGGCUCCGACAUUGACGGGGUCAAACGUCAGAUCGCACAACUUGCUACCUUCAAACAGGAGGUCGAUCCGCACAUGGUCAAAGUAGAGGCCUUGAACAGGCAGGCGCAGGAGCUGACGGAGCGCACGUCCGCGGAGCAAGCAGCGGCAAUCAAGCAGCCGCUGACGGAGGUGAACGCGCGCUGGUCGGCGCUGCUGCGCGGCAUGGUGGAGCGCCAGCAGCAGCUGGAGCGCGCGCUGCUGCGCCUGGGCCAGCUGCAGCACGCGCUGCGCGAUCUGCUGGCCUGGCUGCAGCGCACCGCCGACACGCUGGAUGCGUUGCACCCGGUGGCGGGUGAGCCGCAGAUCCUAGAAGUGGAGCUGGCCAAAUUGAAGGUGCUGGUGAACGACAUCGCGGCCCACCAGGCCAGCGUCGACACCAUCAACGACGCGGGCGCGCACAUCGUGCAGCACGGCAGCGAAGAGGCGGGAGAGACUGCUGAAAAGCUGGCAACACUGAACAAGCAGUGGCGCACACUGCAACAAAAAGCUAGAGACCGACAAACCGAACUCGAAGAUGCGCUUCGAGAGGCACAAAGCUUUAACGCGGAGAUCGGCGACUUACUUUCAUGGCUGUCGGAGGUUGAUGCUGUGAUUGCGGCUUCGAAACCUGUGGGAGGACUUCCAGAGACCGCUACAGAACAACUAGAGAGGUUUAUGGAAGUUUACAACGAAAUCGAAGCCAACCGGCCUAAGAUGGAGGCUGUGCUGCAACAAGGCCAGGAGUACCUGAAGCGGCAGGAGAAGCCAAACCCAACAUCGCAGCUACAUCACAACCUCAAGAACUUGAAGUCCAGAUGGGAUAAUGUCACUUCUAGGGCCUCGGAUAAGAAGAUCAAAUUGGAAAUAGCUCUGAAAGAAGCAACGGAAUUCCACGACGCAUUACAAUCGUUUGUGGACUGGUUGACGAGCGCAGAGAAGACCUUGACCUCCGCCAAACCUGUAUCCAGGGUCAUGGAGACACUGCUAACCCAAAUUGAAGAGCACAAAUCCUUCCAAAAAGAAGUCUCAACGCACCGCGAGACGAUGCUCCAACUGGACAAGAAGGGAACCCACCUCAAGUACUUCAGCCAAAAGCAGGACGUGAUCCUCAUCAAGAACCUGCUGGUGUCUGUGCAGCAUCGCUGGGAGAGAGUCGUCUCCAAGGCAGCCGAGAGGACCAGGGCCUUGGACCACGGCUUCAAAGAGGCCAAGGAGUUUAGUGAGAUGUGGAACAACUUAAUGAACUGGCUAUCGGAGACCGACCAGCAACUUGACCAGCUCAACUCUGAAGCCAUCGUCAACGACCCAGAGAAGAUCAAACAGAGAUUAAACAAACAUCGUGAGUUCCAAAAGGCUUUGGCCGCUAAACAGCCCGCUUACGAUCUAACUACGAAGACCGGCAAGAACCUGAAAGAUAAAGCACCGAAGACCGAUGAACCCACGCUCAAGACCAUGCUCGCAGAUCUCAAGUCCAAGUGGACUACAGUUUGCUCUAAGGCAGUUGAAAGACAAAGGCGACUGGAAGAAGCACUGCUGUAUUCUGGUCAGUUCAAGGACGCCAUGUCGGCUCUGCUCGACUGGCUGAAGAAGCAGGAGAAGCAGUUGUCAGGAGACUCACCCGUGCAUGGUGAUCUCGACACUGUGAUGGCUUUGAUAGAACAGCACAAGCAAUUCGAAGAAGAUCUACAUUCACGGGAGCAACAAAUGCAAUCUGUUAUGAAGACCGGCAAAGAUUUAGAAGCAACGGUUCCGGUGGAAGAUGCCUCCAACAUCAAGCAGCAAUGCAGUGAACUUAAACAAGCUUGGGACGCGGUUCAAAGCCUAAGUGAGAAGAAGUCGCAAAAACUUGAAAUUGCACUUAAAGAGGCGGAGCAGCUGCACAAGUCGGUGAACAUGCUGCUGGAGUGGCUGUCGGACGCGGAGACGCGGCUGCGCUUCUCGGGGCAGCUGCCCGACGCCGAGCCGGAGGCCGCGCUGCAGCUGCGCGACCACCAGCAGUUCGUGCGCGAGCUGCACGACAAGCUGCGCGAUAAGGACGACACCAUCGCGCUCGCCCACUCGCUCCUCGCCAAGGCGCACCCCGACGCUGUCACCGUCAUCAAGCACUGGAUCACCAUCAUACAGAGUCGCUGGGAUGAGGUAUGGCAAUGGGCAAUGCAACGCGGCAACAAACUCGAAGCCCACAUGCAGAGUCUUAAAGAUCUGGAUCUAGUGCUGGAAGAACUUCUGCAAUGGCUCACCGGACUAGAGAACACCUUGAUGUCAAUGGAGUCCGAGCCUCUACCGGAAUCAAUUGAACUACUGGAAGGUCUUAUAGAAGACCAUAAGGAACUGAUGGAGCACACGCAGAAGAGGCAGAAUGAAGUGGACCGAGUUUGCAAAGCUUACCAGGUGAAGAGCCAAAGCCAAGGUCGCGACACCACACCUCGAAAGGUAUCGGCCAAAAGUGCAACGAAAGGAACGCCUGGGCGCGGCUCCCAACACGAUUUGCACCGGGAGCGAUCUGUGUCGCCAGAUUAUUAUGGCAGUAGUAGGCGUUUCAGUCGCGUGAGCCCCGGUCGCGAGACUCCGGACCGCAAUCUGCCGCACUACGGGCCGCGAUUCCCGCCACGGGGCAGCAAAGGCGCGGAACCGGAGUUCCGUUCAUCACGCGUGAAGCUAUUGUGGGGCAAGUGGCGCACUGUGUGCUGGGAUGACUGGAGGAAGCGAUUCCUCAAGUUCAUGAACCACAAGAAGUCGCGCCUGACGGACCUGUUCCGCAAGAUGGACAAGGACAACAACGGUCUCAUACAGCGGAACGAGUUUAUAGACGGAAUCAUCAACACCAAAUUCGACACUUCCCGUCUCGAAAUGGGUGCUGUAGCGGACCUGUUCGACAGGAAUGGCGCUGGGCUUAUCGACUGGGAGGAAUUCAUUGCGGCCCUCAGACCUGAUUGGGUGGAGCGCCGCGGCCCGCCCACGGACGCGGACAAGAUCCACGACGAGGUGAAGCGGCUUGUGAUGCUGUGCACGUGCCGCCAGAAGUUCCGCGUCUUCCAGGUCGGAGAGGGUAAAUACAGGUUCGGCGACUCGCAAAAGCUGCGCCUGGUUCGAAUCCUGCGCUCCACCGUCAUGGUGCGCGUGGGCGGCGGGUGGGUGGCGCUCGACGAGUUCCUCGUCAAGAACGACCCCUGCAGAGCUAAGGGACGCACGAACAUCGAACUGCGGGAACAGUUCAUAUUGGCUGAUGGAGUAUCACAGAGCAUGGCAGCGUUCCGACCGCGUACGCCCCGCUCUAACACAAAUACGCCACCAUCCACAGGACCUAUAACAAAGGUAAGGGAACGAACAGUUCGCUCUGUGCCCAUGUCAGGCACGGGUGCUACAGGCCGCGCGUCAAGAUCUUCUCUCAGCGCUGGUACACCUGAUUCUCUUAGUGAUAAUGAAGCAGCAAGUGGACUUGGAACCAGAUAUAGGAAACCAAGUGUACCCAGAUCAACUCUAACACCUGGUGGUUCACGACCAGGAUCAAGGCCAGGGUCAAGGACGGGAUCCAAACCACCUUCAAGGCAUGGAUCGAACCUCUCCCUAGAUAGUACAGACGAAGUUUUAACACCAUCCCGUAUCCCGAUGCGUAAAGUGACAAACACACGGGCAUCAACAGCUCGAGCUGCUGCUACAGCUAGUAAGCUAGGAGUAACCACGCCUAAUGGUGGAUCUCGGCCAAGGACACCAACAGGAUUCCUUACACCAGCCAGUGGAAGCUCUACACAUUCCCAACCGUCGUCGAUGGCAUCCGAACAUCCCAAAUCUCUAUCAUAUAAUCAUCCAGCAUUCCAAACCCAAGGUUCCACAAAGAUACCAGUUUAUGUUGGCAACCGUUCACAAAGAUCACCCUCCGUUGAUCGAAAUCUGAAAAUAUCACGUAAAUCUCACUCCAGAGAAAUUUCUUUAGAACCCAGUCCUACAUCCCAUGAUCCCUCACGAAAAUCCGACCAAAGGAGUCCAGAAGACGAUUCUUCACUGUUCAGCAUAUCUGGAAUGACGAGCGACAAUGAAUAUGAAAGUAAUAUAAGCGAAUCAAGUGGCGAAGCACCAAAGCCAACUCAGCGCAACGUUAAAGGGAGCGGGUCGUUUGCUUCCACCGAAGGACAAACGCCUGGCCGAAGUCGCAUACCGGUUCUUAAGGAUCAGCACACUAACAGUAACGUUACUAGGCAAAGGACACCAUCGGGCAGUACCACGCCCGUGCGACCUGGUCAACAGACGGCGACUUCACGUUUGCUUCGAAAAAAAUCAGAUGCGUCAGAUAGUGGAGCACCUACUACGCCUCUGACUCGACGCGGCACUCCAGCAUCAUCUCGAACUACGGAAAAACGCGAACCGUUCCGACUUUAG
Parnassius apollo (apollo) is the source of this 27531-nucleotide messenger RNA. The record is from the annotation of a GenBank genome assembly. NCBI's taxonomy places the organism in Eukaryota, Metazoa, Arthropoda, Insecta, Lepidoptera, Papilionidae.